Molecule: messenger RNA, 2499 nt
Organism: Ictidomys tridecemlineatus (thirteen-lined ground squirrel)
Lineage: Eukaryota; Metazoa; Chordata; Mammalia; Rodentia; Sciuridae
Source: RefSeq, a predicted model, not a curated record
GCCUUUUCCUUUUUUUGUUAAACGUUUGGAGGAGGGAAGUGGGGGUCGGAGAAGAGCCGCCCACAGAGGGGACAAGGGGGACCAGGGCUCCCCGGCACCGGGUCCAGGAUGGACGUGGCGGACCCGCAGCAGCUGGGCAUGUUCACGGAGGGCGAGCUGAUGUCCGUGGGCAUGGACACCUUCAUCCACCGCAUCGACUCCACGGAGGUCAUCUACCAGCCCCGCCGCAAGCGGGCCAAACUCAUCGGCAAGUACCUGAUGGGGGACUUGCUGGGGGAGGGCUCCUACGGCAAGGUGAAGGAGGUGCUGGACUCGGAGACGCUGUGCCGGAGGGCCGUCAAGAUCCUCAAGAAGAAGAAGUUGCGGCGGAUCCCCAACGGGGAGGCCAACGUGAAGAAGGAGAUCCAGCUCCUGAGGCGUCUGCGGCACAGAAACGUCAUCCAGCUGGUAGACGUGCUGUACAACGAGGAGAAGCAAAAGAUGUAUAUGGUGAUGGAGUACUGCGUGUGUGGCAUGCAGGAGAUGCUGGACAGUGUGCCCGAGAAGCGCUUCCCUGUGUGCCAAGCCCACGGGUACUUCUGCCAGCUCAUCGACGGACUGGAGUACCUGCACAGCCAGGGUAUCGUGCACAAGGACAUCAAACCCGGUAAUCUGCUGCUCACCACCAGUGGCACACUCAAGAUCUCUGACCUGGGUGUCGCGGAGGCCCUGCACCCUUUUGCUGCGGAUGACACUUGCCGGACAAGCCAGGGCUCCCCAGCAUUCCAGCCACCUGAAAUUGCCAAUGGCCUGGACACCUUCUCUGGCUUCAAGGUGGACAUCUGGUCAGCUGGAGUCACACUCUACAACAUCACAACGGGCCUGUACCCAUUUGAAGGGGACAACAUCUACAAGCUGUUCGAGAACAUUGGGAAGGGGGACUACACGAUCCCGGGUGACUGUGGCCCCCCGCUCUCUGACCUGCUCAAAGGGAUGCUGGAGUACGAGCCCACCAAGAGGUUCUCCAUACGGCAGAUCCGGCAGCACAGCUGGUUCCGGAAGAAGCAUCCACUGGCAGAGGCCUUGGUGCCCAUCCCGCCCAGCCCAGACACCAAGGACCGCUGGCGCAGCAUGACAGUCGUGCCCUACCUGGAGGACCUACAUGGCCGCACUGAUGAGGAUGAGGAUGAGGACCUCUUUGACAUUGAGGAUGGCAUCAUCUACACCCAGGACUUCACCGUGCCUGGUGACGAGGAGGCGUCUGAGGCAGGGCUUAGCGAGGAGAGAGGCGUGCAGAAGAGCCAGGGUCCCAGAAGAGGAGGCCAGUCAGAAUGGACAGAGCCACAGCUUGCCCAAGGCUGUGUGCAUGAACGGCACAGAGUCCGCGCAGCUGAGCUCCAAGACCAAGGUGGAGUGCCGGGCCAGUGCCACCAACCCUGCCCGCAAAGCCUGCUCCAGCAGCAAGAUCCGCCGACUCUCAGCCUGCAAGCAGCAGUGAGGGCCCAGCCUGCAGGUGGUACGCGCCCAACCAGCUGGUGGGGGGAUGGCAACCACAGCCAGGGCCGUUCUGGCACUCAGCCUGUCGGUGCAGUCCCCAGCAGUCCUGGGCUCUUGAGUCCCAGGGCCUAGAAGUGGUUGUUAGGUGAGACAGGAGACCUGGGCAGUGGCCUCUGAGCUGACAUGUACUCAGUUUCCAUCAGGGCAGGUUGGUGUCAGUGCCUGACUCCCAGUCCACUCAGCUCACGGCCCUGAGCUUUAACAACCCCCAUCUCUGUUGGUCCUGCUGGUCACUGCAGCCUGUGCAGCUAUGGGGCCGGGCUCAGCAGCUCAUGGCCUGUCUUUGCAGGGCCGGGGAUGUAGUAGAGGCCAUUUUCUGAAGGGUGCUGUCCUGCCACACCAGCACCUGUGGUCUUUACUGGGCCAAAUUCCCUUCCCACUCAGGGCUCAACUGGAGCCACUGGCUCUGUGUGCUCAGGCCACUCCCAAGAGAGAGGCUCUUGAGGUGGCUGUGUGGGUGGCAGAGGGGACCAACCCUGCCUGGCUGCUUGUGCUCUGAGCGUCCUGAGGGGCUGAGUCAUCCUAGAUGCUGCUGGACUCCCAGGGCACCUCCUCCAGUUCUGCCUGCCCCACCCCACCCAGGGUCCAGAGCCAGCCUGCAGGGUGGGAAGUUGCUUUUGGGGAAGGGCCAGGCCUGCUGUCAAUUUACUCUGGGGAAUGACUCUCAGGGUAGGCUCCCUGGGCCAGGGCCCAGGAACCUGGCAGCCCCCAUCCAUGGGCUUGUUUCCCCAUCUUUGCAGUGGGCCAUUAGUGCAGGCUGCCCCUCAGGAAGCAAAGAGGUCCAGGUGCCCAGAGUGACCUGCCUCUGUCCUCCCGCAGCCUGUUUCCAGGAGCCCUGGCCAGGUGCCAUGGCCCAGGCCCUCCUCAGUCUUCCUGUCAGCUCUUGGUCCACUGCCUGCCCAGGAAGGUGGCCGCCAUGCCUCUGUGCUGACUGCUCAGGACGUCAGGCGCACAAGGGCCAGG